AUGUUUAAUCUGGACAGAUCUGAGUUAGGGUUACAUUCACCGUCGGCUGACGUAUCGCCCGACAUCUUCUCAUACCUCACUCAGGUUAUCUUCUGGGAAUACACAUGUGUCAAUCAUGGAGUCUUCUUCCCCAGGUCCGAGUUAGACGAGAAGCACUCAGAAAACACUGACCCAGCAGAAGCCAUAGAGACAGGCCAGGCCGACGUUGAAGCAGAAAAGGCAGAACCCGAUAAGGGCCCGUCUCUCGGAAAUUACCUGAGGAUCCUUUCCUACGGUGCCCGAAAUGGAGGCAUUGUGGCCAUUGUUCUUGGCCUCGUCUGUGCCAUGGGCUCUGGAGUGGCAUUGCCCUUAAUGAACAUCGUCUUUGGCAAUCAAGUCGGCAAUUUCAAUCAAUAUUUCACACCGGGAUCUAGCCUUAAUGAGGAGACAUUCAAAGCAAGUGUUAACCGUAACAGCCUCUAUAUUGUAUAUCUCUUCAUUGGGAAGUUUGCUCUGACUUACGUUUCGAUGUCUCUCGCCUUACUGGUAUCAGCGUAUGCAAUUGCGUUCCGAUAUUCUUGGGCACUCACCUUGGUCGUUAGCUCCGCCAUUCUAUUCGUGGUACUCGGCUUCAGCCUCACUAUUCCCUUCAUUGUAAAGGCACAAUAUGGGGUUGACCAAGCUGACCAGAAGCAUGCUUCCAUUGCAGCAGAUGUCUUUGCCUCUAUCCGCACAGUGCUUUCACUCAAUGCAGAAGCCCCUUUAAUCGCAAAGCAUUCGGCAUGGAUUGACGAAGCAAGGAGAAGGGGAUCACGCAUGUCUGUAGUUACAGGCAUUCACCUGGGUCUUCUCUUCUUCGCUAUGUACGUCAGCUUUGGCCUAGCCUUCUGGUUUGGCCUAAAACUGUACCGUGAGGGUCAUAUUGGAAGCAUUAACGUCGUUAUCACGGUUUUCUUUUCUGUUCUCCUAGUGGUCACUAUUCUGGGAAGCAUCGCAUCUCCUAUAAUCAUUAUCGGCAAGGCCAUCAGCGCGUCCCGCCCGUUCUUUGACAUCAUUGACUCCCAGAAGCCUGUUCAAACUGGACUGAGAGACCCAGACGUGUCCAGCAGAACGGAUAUCACCUUCGACGGGGUUACCUUUGCUUAUCCAACACGUCCAAAUACAAAGGUACUGCGAGACUUCCAUGCUUGUUUCCAGCGAGGCAAAACGACUGCGUUGGUGGGACCUUCGGGCUCGGGAAAAAGUACCAUCGUGGGCUUAAUUGAGCGAUGGUAUGAGCUGUCUGAUUCAUCGCAUACAGACGCACAGGCUGUUGAAGGUGAGAUCAGGGUAGGCGGCAGUAAUAUCAAUGAUUUAGACCUCAAGUGGUGGAGAUCCCAAAUCGGCCUGGUGCAGCAAGAACCCGUUCUCUUUAACGAUACUAUUUUCAACAACGUCGCCUUUGGCUUGCUUGAUUCCCAACGGGAAAAUGAGUCAGAGGCGGUAAAAGUCGAUCUUGUCACCACGGCUUGUAAAGAAUCAUUUGCAGAUGACUUCAUUCAAUAUUUGCCUCUGGGAUAUUCAACAUUGGUCGGUGAAGGAGGAAUCACGUUGAGUGGCGGACAACGUCAGCGUAUAGCAAUUGCUCGUAGCGUUGUCCGACGACCUCCUAUAUUGAUCCUCGAUGAAGCGACCAGUUCAAUUGAUGUUCAUGGAGAGAGGAUUGUUCAGGCUGCGCUUGACCGUGUUUCGAAAGACCAAACGACAAUUAUUAUUGCACAUCGCUUGUCAACUGUCAGACGGGCGGAUCAUAUUAUCGUCAUGAAAGACGGACUGAAUGUGGAAGCUGGAUCUCACCUAGACCUGUUAGCCAAAGGGGGAGUGUAUCAGAGCCUUGUGAAUGCCCAGAAGCUGAUGUCCCAAACAAUCUCCGAGUCCGUGGUUGAUGAGGAAGAGGACAUGCAGCUGCCUCAGGUAGCAGAUGGCAAUCCAAGUGAUACUAUCAUCCGCAGCGAUGAUAGUAGCAGGUCCAAUAAUGAAUUUCAGAGCCAAGAUAAGGGCUCCUCAAAUGGGUUUCUGCGAAUUCUCAAACAACAGCGCGUUCAAUGGCCAUUGUACCUCUUGACCCUCGUGGGCGUACUUGGUGCAGCUUCUGGUUUCGCGUUGCAAAGUUGGCUCUUUGCACAGCUUGUUCAAACAUUUCAGUUUUCGGGACAGAAACUGGUGAAUGCUGCAAAUUUUUGGGCGCUCAUGUUCUUUAUACUUGCGCUGGCCAUGGCAGCGUUUUACUUCACCAUAGGAGUUGGCUCAAACACGAUCUCCGUCAAUGUCGCAUCCACCUAUCGCAAAGAGUACUUCCUCAACAUGAUGGCCCAGCGGGUGGCAUGGUUCGAUCGGGAUGAAAACACAUCGGGGGCGCUAAUAUCCCGACUAUCUACGGAUCCUAAGCAGCUCCAGGAGCUCUUCGGCAUUAGUGGCGCUUUCCCCCUUGUUUCUAUAUUCAGUGUGAUAGGGUGUAUUGCCAUCUCUUUUUCGUUUGGUCCGAAGCUGGCGGCUGUCGCCUUUUGUGCCGGUACCCCUUUUAUGUUCCUAGGGGCCUUUGCAAGAAUUCGUUAUGAGAUGAAGUUCGAGGCCAUCAAUGCAGAAGUAUAUGCAGAGAGUUCUCGGUUUGCCAGCGAGGCUAUUCGGGCGUUCCGGACUGUGACAUCCCUGACAAUUGAGGAUUUCAUCCUCAAAAGAUAUUCCGAACAGGUCACCACGCAGAGACGCCGGGCUAUGCGAAAGGCUUGGUACGCGACCCUGAUGUUUGCAUUUGCCGAUAGCUUCGAAUUAUGCUCCAUGGCACUCACAUUCUGGUACGGUGGCCAACUGCUUGCAUCACGUGAAUACAAUGUGGUGACAUUUUUCGUCGUCUACGUUGCCAUCAUUCAAGGAGGUCAGUCUGCAGGGCAAUUUCUCAGUUUUGGACCAAAUAUCGCGCAAGCGACAGCGUCAGGAAACCGAAUUCUCAGCCUUAAGUCUGAAUCGAACGGCUGUGUGCAAUCCAGCCAUGCUGUACCUCUACCAUCCAUACGAGAGAAAGUGCGGGCAGACAUCCAAUUCAAAGAUGUCUCAUUUCAAUAUCCCUCUCGGGAUGUUCCCACAUUUACUGGGCUAAACCUGAACAUUCGAAGCGGUCAAUUUGUUGCCUUUGUCGGGCCAUCCGGCUGUGGUAAAUCGACAAUCAUCUCUCUCAUUGAAAGGUUCUACGAUGCCACGCAAGGGACUGUACUCUUGGGUGGUCGCGACAUUCAUUCCAUCGAGUUAUCAUCCUACCGGAAUGUCCUCUCCCUCGUCAGCCAGGAGCCCAAGCUAUUCGACGGCAGCAUCCGUGAUAAUCUUCUUCUCGGUCUAGCCGACACGAAUGAGAACACCGAGUCCCAAAUGGUACAGGCCUGUCAAGAUGCGGAGAUCGACGACUUUAUCACUUCUCUCCCUGAAGGCUACUCCACGCAACUCGGAGUCAACGCGCAAGCCGCACUGAGUGGAGGCCAGAAGCAACGCAUUUGCAUCGCACGAGCAUUGAUCUCUAAGCCACGUGUUCUUCUUUUAGAUGAGGCGACAUCUAGUCUCGACUCUCAAUCUGAGAGUCUCAUCCGGGAGGCUAUGGAAAGACUGGCAGCCAAACGAGAUAUGACCAUUAUUGCCGUGGCACAUAGACUGGCGACGAUCCAAAAAGCAGAUACGAUCUUUGUUUUCGGCCAGGAGACUGCCGGUCAAGGCACAAAGGUUGUGGAGAAAGGCACUCAUACUGAGCUAUUGCAAAAUCGGGGAGCAUAUUGGGAAAUGUGUCAAGCACAGGCGUUGGACCAAUAG
Molecule: messenger RNA, 3813 nt
Organism: Penicillium cosmopolitanum
Lineage: Eukaryota; Fungi; Ascomycota; Eurotiomycetes; Eurotiales; Aspergillaceae
Product: ABC transporter ATP-binding protein
Exons: 12
Coding region: 1-3813 (1270 amino acids)
Biological process (GO): transmembrane transport
Cellular component (GO): membrane
Molecular function (GO): ATP binding; ABC-type transporter activity; ATP hydrolysis activity
Source: RefSeq, a predicted model, not a curated record